Molecule: messenger RNA, 5141 nt
Organism: Gopherus flavomarginatus (Mexican gopher tortoise)
Lineage: Eukaryota; Metazoa; Chordata; Testudines; Testudinidae
Gene: GPX7
Product: glutathione peroxidase 7
Exons: 4
Coding region: 1085-1747 (220 amino acids)
Biological process (GO): response to oxidative stress
Molecular function (GO): glutathione peroxidase activity
Source: RefSeq, a predicted model, not a curated record
UGGAGGAGAAAAGGGAUAGGGGAAUUGUGGGGUGGGGAGCAGAAGCCCAGCACGUGGCAUCCCCUCGGCAUCAGCUGGGGCACCCCUAUUAAGCAGGCCCAUCGAACCUUCACCCUGACAAGGCUUACCCCCCUACACCUGGACCACUCUGAGCCCCCCCAUAUCCAGACCCCCACCCCACUGAUCCCCAACCAGCUGAACCUGAACCCCCACCCCAUCAAGACCCACUCCCCUGCCACCUGGAUGCCCCUCUGAGUUCCCCACACCCAGACCCCCCACCAAGCCCCAUCUCCCCACACCCAGACUCCCUUCCCCCACUGAGCCCCAACCACCUUUACCUGGAUCCCCUCCAGAGACCCAUUGCCCCUGCACCCAGAACCCCACAAGUCCCUGUGCAUCCAGAUCUCCCACUAAGCCACCUGCACCCAGAUUGCCCCACACAGAAACCUCUCACCCCACACCUAGAUCCCCCUCACACUAAGCCCCUCCACACUUGAAUCCUAGAUUACAAAAUUUAAUUUCCUAUUCAAGGGAUCAAUUUCCACUAUACUAUACAUAUCCUACUGCCUUAAUCACUAUAAAACACUACAUGUUAUUCCCCCCUUUGCCAAAGAGUAGCUGAAUUCCUGGCAUAGCAAUUCAGUUUCCCUCGUGGAGCAGAAAUUGAUGAUAUGGAGUCAUGUAUUUGUACAUAAAUUACACCAAAUGAAUACCUAAGUCCAGUUCCUUCAAACAAGGGUGAAGUAAGUGUCUUGCUCUUUCUUUCAAAGCUCUCACACUAAACUCACUGCUUAACCCAUACUUACUAGUUCCAGCCCCAAGCUCCUGCGUUUUUCACCUGGAAAACCCUGCUAGCCCCCAGACUGUAGGGGUUGAAUAAAUGGCUUGACUGUUAACCCCUCCUUGUUGAAGCUGCUGUGCAACACAGAGCUCAGAGGCCUAAUGAGCAUUCCUGGAAAUCGCAUACUCUCCGGGCAUUGUGUGAAACAGCGACGCUACCAAAUCUUGAGAGCGCGAGUGUUCCAAUCCCCUUUGCAACAGCUCUCUCUUUCCGGCAGUGCUGUGUGAUUUGUGAAAGUAGGCUAUGCAGCACUAUGCUCAGCUGGCUUGCAGCAUGCUAGACCCUGAGGGCAGUGUGGAGCACAGGGCUUCCUCCUCCUUCUCCAGAGUUUUUUUCAUCCCUCUAGCCAUGGUCCUUGCUGUAGCAACGCUGCUUUUCUUAGCAUUCGCCGCCUCGCAGCAGAAAGAGAACGAUUUUUAUACAUUUAAAAUGGUAAACAUCAGGGGCAAGCUAGUCUCUCUGGAGAAAUACAGAGGCUCGGUAUCUCUUGUCGUCAAUGUUGCAAGUGAGUGCGGAUUUACAGACAGCCACUACAAAGCUCUACAACAGUUACAGAGAGACCUUGGCUCACAACAUUUUAAUGUGCUGGCAUUCCCAUGUAAUCAAUUUGGGCAGCAAGAGCCAGACAGUAACAAAGAAAUUGAGAGCUUUGCCCGAAAGACUUAUGGUGCCACGUUUCCUAUGUUCAGCAAAAUUGCAGUCACAGGUGCUGGUGCUAAUGCUGCCUUCAAAUAUUUAAUUGAAUCCACAGGAGAAGAACCAACCUGGAACUUCUGGAAGUACCUGGUAGCCCCUAAUGGGAAAGUAGUAAAGGCUUGGGACUCAACUGUCACUAUUCAAGAAAUAAAACCUUACAUCACUGAGCUUUUGAGGAAAAUCCUCCUGAAACAGAAAGAUGAACUGUGACUUUCAAAAGUCCUAUCAUGUCUAUUAUACCUUGAUUGAUAAUUAGGACUGUAAUUUGACCGUUCGCAUUCCAAAAGAGGAAAUAGAGGGACAGGAAAUCAUUAUAACUAUUUGAAGUUUUCCCCAUCAUCCUAAGAAUACAGGAAACAAUAACUGAAUGUGGUAAAAGGUGAUUUAACCUAGGCUUCUGCUAUCAUUCUAAAGUGAUUGAGUUGAAUAUGUGCCUUCUUGGAAAGAAAAUCAGCCAUUUGUUUAUCUCACUAUCUCAAAUCAUCAAUUGUUGAUAUUAUGAAGAGCCAGUUAGGAUUUUUUUGGCAGCCAGGAUCAGUUCAGCUAGAAUUUCCUUAGAGAGACCUUACUAGCAACUGCAAUUCAUUUGUCAUGAUUUUGACCAUGAAUUUCAUUUAAAAAUGCAACCCAAAGUAGAACAGUGCACUUGGUGUAGUGUGGACACAGUUAUAAGGGGCAGGCAAAAAUAGGUUUCCUCAAAGCAGAUACACUUAUAAUAAUAUGUGUCUGCUUAGUUAUAAAGGACAGACACUUCACUCUCUAUUUGUGUCAUGUGUAACUGGGGGAGAAGGGCAUGGGGAGGCUUCAUCUAUAGAACUGAAAUGGAAGACAAAAUUUCCUACAAAAACGUUCUCCAUAAGUUUUGUGUGAACUGUCUUUAAAUUCUUUGUUUAAAAAAAGGUUGCUGAGUGACAUUAGUACAGUCUGUGUAAUUAAUUUGAACAUCUACAGGACCAGAUUCUCCUCUGGGUAAAUCAAUGUAGCAACACUGAAAUCAAUGAGUUAAGCUGAUUUAUCCCAGCUGAGAAUCUGCUCCUACUGUUAGGUUUCUUUUUUCAAAAUGUUUGUAUUGUGCUUCAUAUUUUGAGGUUUUGGGAGAAAGAACAAUACUCAUUUUGAGUCAGAGUUAAAGUGGCUGUGGUUGAGUUAAGGUGGUUUUGAAAUCUGCUGGCACCAUAUGAAUAAUGUGUUUAUUUUGUGGGCAAUAUAAGAUAAAUUAUGUCUUUGAUUAUUCACUUUUAAGUGCUUAGUUUUGAUAAAUGAUGUGAUAGCCAAGUCCUCUAUCACCCAGCAACUUGAAUUAUUUUUUACAGGUAGCCAAAUGAAAGACAGCAUUUUUAAACUUUUAAAUAAAUGGGAUUGGACAGAUUAUUAAAUUAAAGGAAUGAGUGGUGCUGUCCAAGUUUAAUGGCUUCUGUAGAGUCCUGCUUCAUUCAAAGCACACCUGACAAAGGCACACACAUUUACCAUAUAGCUAAGUUAGCCAAACAUGCCUAGCACAGGCUACCGCCUUGAAAACUGCUCAAAGAGUUAGAUCCUUGUCAGACAAAGGACUAGAAUCCACAUACUUAUGGCACUAAAUGCUUACUUCACUAGGGCACAGUGGUUCCAAGCCAAGUUACUGAACCUCUCAAAACCAUAGUUACCUGUUCUAAAAAUACAUGGCUAAUAAUAAUGGUUUGGCCCUACCUGAGUGCUGGUGUAAUUUAGAGCAGCCUUGGGGCUGCUCUGAUGUUUGAUCUGCUUCCCCAGGUCCCCCGUGGAACCUGGGAAGCAGAGACUAGCCAUAUAAAUAUAGAAACAUGUUCUCAAUGUACCCGGUUGCACACACUAAAUAAAUAAAUAAAUGUACCUUGUACUCUUGGCAGGUGGUUGUAGUGGUAUUGUGUGUGGGGCGGAAGGAGGAUUAGAGCCAGUCUGGCAUAAUCUGUGCCAGCUGGUGAGGCUCUUUAUGUAGGAUAUAGUCAACUCUUGGGUCAGCCAAAUAAACAAAUUAUCCUAGGUGAAACUCAAAGCACUUUACAAAGGUGGAUAAAUAUAAUUAUCCUCAUUUGGCAGACGGGUAAAUAAGAUGGGAGCAACAAAGAGGACAGGGAAUUUGCCCUAAAUAAUACAGUAGAGGCAGGAAUACAACACAAGGGGGCAGAUUCUCAACUGGAUCUGAGCUCUAGUCAGACACAUUGAGGCGGGGCCAAUAAAAUAGUGGUGGUGGAUCCCAGGCCACCUGGCCUCAGCACACAUUAGCGCUAGAAGAGAGCAAUCUAACUUAAGCUCGUGAAGGAUCAGACAAUGCAGCUCUGCUGUGUCAUGCAUGCCCUGCCCCUAGAAUGCCUCUAACCUAACUUUCCCCCUAUGCGUGGUGGUUGAGGGGUGGGGAGUGGAAGUUACAAGAGGAGGCUAAACUUUCUUUGCUGACUUUACACUGGUGGAGAGAUCCCCUGCCCAAGGGUAAUUGUCCACUAGCCAUUUCCAGCCUGGAAAAUCUGACCAAAGUUGAUUAACUGCCAGUCUACUGCCUUAUCCAUUAGGCCAUGCUGCCUUUUGUCAGAGUGUCAGAGAUACCUGAACACAAAGAAGUACUCUGAUAGUUAAUCCCAGGAAAGGGAACAUUCUGGGGAUCACUAUAUUUUAGGUGAGGAGAUGUGUGAUUUACAGUAUGAAAGACAAAUACAGCUAGAUGGGUUUUAAGAUACUGCUGGAGAAUGCCUUCUUUCUCACCCCUCUUCUUAGGAGGUGCACUUGCUAAAAUUCUCUCCAAAAUUAGACUAACAGCGCUCACAAAAGGACACUGUUGCUCUGCAUGAUAUUAGGUCACUUGGUUUCCAUGGAUGGUGUGACAGUGGCAGAGGAAAAAACUGGUACUCCAGAAUAAUAUAAAAGACUAAAGUGCAAUCAUUUGCAGAACAGAAAAGAGGAGCACUUUUCUGGUGCCAACAUGUGCAAAUCCAACUGUGUAAAACUGUUAGCUUUUCCCAGAAAGGGAUAAAAGAAAUCUUAGUUUCCUUGCAAUUAUAAUUUUAGUUAAGUGAUAAAGCAUGACGGGGAGUGGUUACUCUGAUAACAAGCAGCCCAAUGCUCAUUUCUUCCUUUUCCUCAGAGGUGUGACUCUUUCAGCAUAAAUUAAUUAUACUUUUAUUUGGGGAAUGAUUAUUGCAGAUGAACUCUGUAAUCCACACACUGUUCAUCCAGUCCUUAUAAACAGAUAUGCCACAGACUGCUCCUGAGAUCCAUGGACUUGUAAAUUGGAUGGUAAUUCCAAGUUAAAUUAUAAUCACUUUUUCUUGUCCUUAAUUAGUCAUACCAUUCUUUUUCAUGGUUUAUAUUACCAUAUGCAUGCCAGGUACUUUACAAAUAUAUCAAUAAAUAAGUUGCCACUAGAGCAGAAGAAAUGGUUCUUCUGUCCUGCAGGAGUUUUCUGGGUUUUUCUCAAAAUUGUUUGUGAACCAAUAAUCCUAAUAUCUAUCUAUCUAUCUAUCUAUCUGGAUCAAGUCAGUCAAAACAUUUUAUUUUAAUCAUUUGAAAAUGUUUUGUUCUGAUUUCAACAGGUCUUUUAGUAUAAAUGAACUAACAUUUCAAAAUGAAGUUAUUUUGAAUAAAAAACCAA